This is a messenger RNA of Dermacentor albipictus, 1510 nucleotides long. RefSeq lists its product as uncharacterized. The record is from RefSeq and is a predicted model, not a curated record. Lineage: Eukaryota; Metazoa; Arthropoda; Arachnida; Ixodida; Ixodidae.
GCCCAGGCGUCUGUUGCCCCACCCGCCGGUUCAGUCAAACAGCUAAUGAUCUGCUAUUGCUGCAUGGAGGAAGGUGGCAGCAAUUUCGUGGUCACGAGGUGCGGCCAUACCUACCAUGAGGAGUGCCUUCGGGCUUGGCUGGACGUAUCCGGUACGUGUCCGAUCUGCCGCCGCUGCCGAAUUAGGUACUACCAUCAAGCUACACGGGGAGACCGAGUGUUCCGCUAAGUCGGACUGAGUGGUGGAGCUCAGAAGAAUGAACAGAGAACUCAGGCGGCGGCUCCACAAUGCUGAGGAGGAAAAAGACCAGGAGACCCGCAGGGCGCACAAGCACGCCCGUGCAUCGUCGGAACAUACCGAGAGGUACCUGAACCUGAAAGCGAAGCUGAGUGAGCUGGAAAUAGAGCUGGAGGCCACCAAGAAACGAGCGGCGAGUAGCCUUCAACUUCGAAGGGAGGCGAUCGGCUUGUUCAAGAGCUUGAGGGCGCGCAACCCUGAGAAGCAAGGGUAUGGCGCCAACGCCCCCGACGAAGCCGGUCCCGUCGGCCCAGGCGACGCUGCCGAGGGCGGUGUUGACGGCGUUGCCGCCGACGCAACCGAUGAAGCCGGCCCUGUCGGCCCAGCCGACGCUGGCGAUGAAGCGCAGGAGCAGGAAGAUACGCUCUGACUGAGGGCAAGGGGCAGGCGACGCUGGCGAGGAAGCGGAGGGGCAGGAAGACAUACUGUGACUGUGGGGACAAAUAAAUUUUUUCGCAGAGGUUAGAGAGACGGCUGUAAAGCCUGAACGGUUCAUUUCGCAAGAUGGAUGGAUGGAUGGAUGGAUGGAAGCACCAGCGCGGAGAAACGGGAAGCGACCCCAUCCCGAGUCGAGUUCUGAGAAUCCUCCGCCGGAUGGCAGGGAAUCAUUCCCCAUAAAGUUUAAAUUGCUCACUUACUGAGGUAGCAGCGGAAUUGAGUUCUUCCCUAUAGCAGAAAAAUCAAGUAAUCAUCAACUUAACGAUGGAUGUGCAAUGCAGGGCUCUGAAAUAUGGACACCCACCUGUGCUACCGUAUCUUGCCCGUAGGUCGCCGAGACACUGCUUAGAGAAAGACGACGACAACGAGUGCUUGGAAGACCUGUGCCUGUGUCGCCGAAGCUGUGUGAUCCCCUCGCUCUCGACGCCUCUUGACAUACGCUUGUCGAACUCUCGUAUGUAGCACAAACAGCGGAGCAGCAGAAACGCGUAGUUUUCACAACGGCGAAUCGUGUCGCGACUGUUCGUCUCGUGGUGAAGAAGUCACGUCACAAAAAUUUUAAGCGUUUAAGCUGCAAUUGCUUCGAAAAGUUUGUAAUUUCAGAUAGAGAUGUUUUUCUGUGCCUGCUGAUUUGAUGCGUCGCAAAUAAAGUUUCCACAAUAAAGGCGCUGGCGUUUCGAUUACCGCCGCCGGCGGUGCGCUCUCGUCGUUUCGAUGGUGGCGCCACCACAGGCUUCCACAAGGCCGGUCGGUGUGCGUGCGCUACGCGCGCGCA